AUGCCUUACAGAGUUUCCCGAGGAAGACUGCGGCGACUCCAGCGACGUAAACGAGCGGGGCCCUCGUCGAAAGAAAAGGGCUCCGCGAGAAGAGGGCCGUGCAAACGUACCUCUGGGUCCGUCGUGGUGUUGUCCGCCGGGGGCGGUGGCAGCGGGGGCGCAGCAGGUUGCAGACGCCGUGAUUUGGAACGUCGGACGGGUGGCGGUCGGGGUGUUCCCUGCCUUGCCACCAUCAGCUCUUCUGUCGCAGGAAGCGCGGGGGGUUGCGGCCCCGUGGUGGGGCUCCCCUCUUAUAAGAAGCGCCAAGGCAGUGGCACUGUCUGGGGUCGUGGCAGUCGUGGACGCGGCAGGGGUCGCGGGGGCGGCGCGAACCUCUUCGGUUCCGGCGUCGCCCCCGCGAAUUACGCACCAGGACUGCAGGGCGUUGCGCCUGGACUGCGGGAGGUCGUGAACAUCCUCGGCGCGAGGAACCAAGCCGGCACCCUGACGGGCGUGGGCCCGCCACCAGGAACACUGGAUAACGACAGCACGUGCGACAAGGAGGAGGGAACAUCUACCAAGAGACAUCCACCGAGACCUCUCUACAGGAGAUUAAUCAACUACGUGAGGCAAGCCUGGACCGGCGUCAAAUUUGCCCUAGACUCGGAAUACGAGGAAGAGCAAACACCGAGAUACAGGCCAGACUCUUUGGCAAGCCUUUGUCGUGCGACCAGAUUCACAGAGGCUGAGCUGAAGAGGAUAUAUCGCGGCUUCAAGGCUGAGUGUCCUACGGGAGUCGUCAGGGAGGAAACUUUCAAGUGCAUCUAUUCGAAGUUCUUUCCCCAAGGAGCCAAUACAAGCCAGUACGCGCAUUACGUUUUUAAUACUUUGGACCAGGAUCACAGCGGGCUUCUCAGUUUUGAGGACUUUGUUACGGGGCUGAGUAUACUGUCUCGUGGCUCGAUAGACGAAAAACUACGUUGGACAUUUUCUCUCUACGACAUCAACGGGGACGGCUGCAUCACGAGGGAGGAGAUGACGGACAUUGUGACUGCCGUGUACGAGCUGAUGGGCAAAUUCGCUGAUCCGAACUUGGAUCAUGAAGGCGUACGUGAGAAGGUGGAUCGCAUGUUUCAGAAAAUGGACGGCAACAGAGACGGCGUGGUAACGCUGUCCGAGUUUUUGGAGGCUUGUCGGGCAGAUCCGGACAUCUCGACCAGCAUGGCAGCUCUGGACACUGCCUUCUGACACUCACAGCGUCCGCGAUACACACCAUGGACCUGAAGGGAUCACUCGAUUAGGAAGUAAAUCGCUCAAUGUUGUACCUUAUCUCCCUGGACCAGAGGAAAGCAAUUCCUCAAGGUGUGUCCCGUCGUCUUGGAGCGACUGAUAUGCGAUUUUUCAAAAUCGAUUGUUUUGAGAGACGAUAUUGCGUCACUUUCCGUGUACCAGCUCAACAAAAUGCACUCAGUGGAAUUUCUAGAUUUGCAAGGAAAGAGUUGCUCUCGAAAAAAAGAAGAAGAGAAUAUAAAUAAGUGGAAUGUUUCACCUUUUGAGAUUUGCGAUACUGGAUAUAAAGGGAAGCAACAAAAGUGACUGCUUUGUGAUAGGAGUGGAAGCUACGCGAGUAUUUAAUCAGCAUGCUGCCUGACGGAUAAGAUUAUUUGUACGAUUACACGUCAGAAUCCGCAAAUAUAUAAAUGUAAGAAAAUAAAUGGAGUAGCAGAGAGAUUCGAGAGACGAAGCAAUGAGCAAGUUGUAUAACAACAACAGUGAAAUAAUUUUGGUAUUUUGCUUAGAACUUGUUUAAGAAAUGGGAAGAAGUAAUAUGCAAAUCGCAUAAUAUCUUUUACAAAGAGAAUAUAUGCAACGGGCAAUCCCAAGACCUGUCAAGUGUCGGUAAAGCGGUAAUGAUUUCGUAAGGUUUUAGUAUUAGUCAGUACGCGAAAUGGUUAGCGAAUAAAUGAGAGUUAGAAACGGAUCUUUAUAUCGAAGUGAACAUUGUAUUCUCAUAAAUCGUAAAAUAUGAAGGAUCUGGAGAUGUAUUGUUAAGAUUUAUGCACGACAUUAUUCGUAUCGUUUUUACUUACUUAAUUUAAUUACAUAAUUUUUUUAUAAUUAAAAAUAAUCUCAAUUCAGAGAUGUUAUCAUUAAUAUUUUCACAUGUUCUGUUCUUCAUAAAUUAUAUAGACAAGCUACACAAAAAUAUUUUGUAUAACGAUGACACGUUAAAUUGCGUAAAUAUUUGUACAUUCGGGAAUUAAACUUUCCGUACUGUUAAUACUACGUUGCUCAUACAUGUUUUUUUUAUAUACCUUAACUGAAGGAUACAUGUUGCUCUUUGUUAAUUAGUUAAACGCUAUGUUCUACACUUUACAUGUUAUAAGUUGACAAAAGCACAUGAUUAGUCCAAUAUACGUUUAUUACACUUGUUGCUCCUAUAAUUUAUAAUAAUAUCAUGCGAGUUCGCGUGCAUACUGAAUUACAAGACAAAGAAUAAAGUUAAAUGCGAGAACGAGUGUCGACUCACGAAUGAAAGAUACAAAGUUUAUCGUGAAUCCCGUCGUACAGCUGGACAUGUCAAGCGGGAUUUGUUGUUUCUAGUGCGUAAGAGAGCAUGUAGAUGGUAAGCGAUAUCAAAAUAUUUAUUUUUGUGACAGGUAAGCAUAUUAUCGUUGUAAGAUUCUAGAUUGUAAAGACUGCGUGCUGCUAAAGAGAGAGAGAAAGAGAGAGAACCGAGUUGGAUCAACUGACGUUAAUAGAUGAGAAAGGAAUAUUUGGACAGAAGGAAGGGAGACUUUCUCUAUCGAUCUGGCAUUCGAGUGAUCCGUUACCAAAUAUACGCGAAGUGUACAUUUUAUUAUAAUUAUCCAACGAGUCGUGGAGACUGGACCAAAGCUUCCGCGAUGGGUGAAGAAGAUUUACUUGAGCGAAAUAUAUAUUUAAUCAUUUUCCAUCACUGCCUACUUCUGGUUAACUAUAAAUAAGGAGGAGCAAACAAGGGAUGAAGAACGGGAUGAAAAUCUCCGUUACAUCGAGACUGGGGGAGUCCGAUCGGAAAUGUUUCAUCGGGGAGAAGGCGACAAAUGAGAUUCAUUUAUUUAGGAAUUUACGAAUUUCAAGUAUCCUUUCGUUACGUGUACGUUUUUUGUAAAAUACUUGAGAUACAUAGCGAAUCGCGAACCGAUAUUUGAAUAUACUUCCGACUUGAUAGAGCGUGGUAGGAUACGGUUAAUUUCUUCUGCAAUGGCAAAAUUGACACAACUCCAGCUCACGCGGCACAUCAAUACGUCGAACGUGUUCGUGUUGGCACGCAGGAAUGGACACGAAAUAAAAAGCCAGCAAAGAAACGAAGAGAUAAGUUGCGCGCGAUUACAGGCGUAAGGAUUUCUUCGAUUUUUAGCAGCGCCUAUACCUAUAGAGCAUAAGACUUACGUGUAAAUUGAGAUAAACAUCGAAUGUUGUCUCAUAUCAACUCGAUCACUACCGCAUGUCUUUGAAGUUACGUAAGUAAGUGUGUAAAAAGACAAAAACGGGGUAAACUGUGUCCUCUAGAUACUUUUAAACUCGAUCGGACGUUAGUUUUAGAGAAGGGGUGAGAAAAAAAACAAGGUACUUUUUUACCCCACCAUGGUCAAAUCAGAAAUAAGCUAGGUCUAAUACGUUGUGAGCUUUUUUAUGCGCCGCCAAUUAGUUUUAGAAUAAUCUCAUUAUAUUUUAAAUCGCGAGACUAGACUGACGAUAACCGAAGUAUUACUAAGUUCGCGCGGGGGAGGGGGGGGGUGUAUAAAAAGAGAGCACGCACAGGAUAGUAAUUAAUGAGGAAACGGGAAGCUGUAAUGUUUCUUAUUUUGUAACGUCCUCCUACUGUGCUUAAUCCACCCUACCUUAACUAUACCCGCAUAUGUGUUAUACGCUUACACUUUCCUCUGCUGAAAACUUGCAAUUGAUUUUUCUCAAUAUUCUUGCUACUUCUUCUUCUUCAUUGCCACUGAACGUGUGAAGCCGUUUCCGCUAAAGUACGACAAAAUCGUUUAAUCUCUAGUAUCGUUCCGGAACGUCAGACUGCAUGCUACUUUCUUUCGCAAACAUCGAAUUAAUUGAAGAAAAUUUUGUAAAAUUUUAGUAACGUAAGUUCGAUCAAGAUUUGUUAUAAAGCAGCAAAAAGUUUGAUUCUGUUUCAAAUUUUACUGUUACAAAUUAUUUUUCACAUCAACGAUAAAACGAGAUAAUAGAUAAGAAAACGAGUUACUCUUGACAAUGAUUUAAAGUAAUAUAAGAAUAUAUUACGUAUAUGUAAUAAUUAUCAACCAGAAGAGAGAAUAAUAUGCAGUAUUAAUAUAGUAAAUAAUUUCAAAUAAUGUUAGCUUCUAUCUAAUUUUGCAAUUAUGCUGAUCUAUAAGCUGUACGAUCAUACUGCUUUGUUAAAUAUUGAUAGUUUUUACAUUAUUGGACAAUAAAAUAUUUCAUUAUAACGCGAUCAGAGCGCUAGGCAAAAAAGAUAUACAAAUAGUAGUAUCGUUUGUAACGAAAAACAUAAUAUUAAGGUAAUUUUUCUCUUUAUUUUUCAGGAUAUUUCUCAAAACAUGCUACUUGAAAGUAAACCAAUUAUCAUAUGUCAUAUGUCAAACAUAAUUGUUUAAAAUUAAAUAUGAGAUUCAUUUCUUAUCUAUAGUUACUAGAAUACGAGAUGAUUAUUGGGUUUUGACUACUCAGGUAGAAAUCGAUAAGUAUUUUUUUGACUAUGAAUGCUGCAAACUGUUACUAUGUACUAUCAAACACUGUUUAGAUAAAUUAUUACAUAUGCUUUCGCCGUUUUCUUUAUGUAGUUAAGAAGAAGGAUUAUAUAUUUCAAUUCUUUUGCAUAAUGCGCGAAGUUUUACUAUAUUUUCUCUUAGAUUCUUUCAUUCUUAUUGCAGCAUGAUAGCUACUUUACAUUAUCUGUAACCGUGAGUAGAUGUUACAGUGUACAUGUUCCCUUUUCGUUGUCUAGCUUUCGGCAAAAAUUUACAUAUGUGUUAGAAAUGAAUAUAUACUAUAAAUCGAUACUUAAACUCGUAUUAAUCGAAUGAGCUUUCUCUAACUCGCAAUAAAUUGCAAACUAUAUCAAGUUAAGUAAACUUGAAGAGAAUCUUUGCAUAUGUUCCUGAUCAUUAAGACGCUAAAAUAUUUUCCCGUCUGUUUGUUACAAUUUGUUGUAACAAACGGUUCAAUAUUUUUUACAGUAUUUGAAAAAGAAUUUGGAAGAGAAAGUAAACAAAUUGAAUUAAUUAAUGUACUCAAUAUCGAUAUCUAUGCGAAAUCAAAUAAUCUUUUACCGUCUUUUGCAAUUGAAAAAAUUCUAUAUAACUUAACGCGGCUAUCAUAUGUACGCAAUGGGCAGAUAUUCGGUAGCAUUGUCUUUAAUUGAAUUUAUAUCAUGCGAUUUAUAACAAAACUAUAAGAGAGAAAGGAAUAAAAAUGGUAGAAUAAGGCAUCUUACUUGAUCAACUCCACCACAUGGAUGCUAUUCAUGCGUAGCUAGUUCGGCUGCGAGGUCACACAGCUGCAAAUACUACUAUCUUGACCCUCUUAACGUAGAGACAUUGUACUCGAAUAAGAUUCAAGGAUCUAUCUAUCAAAAUCUAUCUUUUCUCUGUAGAUAGUUGAGUCUUCACCGAGAACAUGUUCGGUGGUAUCUAUUAGACAUUAUAGCUGCUGGACAGAGAAAAUGUAAUGUAAUUUGAUCCGUGAAAGUGAUGUAAAAAUGCAAAUAAUGGCAGCAAGCAGAAAUGUAACAUUCGUUGUUCACAAGAAAGAAAGAGAAAGUGAGAAAGAAAGAGAGGAAGGAAGGAAAGAAAUAUUUAAGAAGAAUUAUAUUAGAUAGGAUAAUGAAGAAAAAGAUUAUGGUCGGGCUACACGCGUACUAGCUGACAGAUGGUCCAAUCAUAGACUAUAUAUAUUCAUAAUGGGGAAAAUAAACGAGAACUUAAAAGAAUAGCCUAACUGUGAAACACGAGGCCUGAGGAACGGUGUGCGGAAAACCGUGAUUAUUUAUAAAGUGUUGUUAUAGACAAAGGACACAUUUGCAUAGUCGCAUAAAAUUAAUGAGGCAAAGAAUUUCAACCAUUUCAUUAAAAUUUAAUCUGUGUGCGUAUACGUGUACGUAUACCAUCAUGAACAUUCUUUGGAUUUUGUGCCGUCUGGAAUGCAAAUCAAUAACGAGCAAAAAUUUUCUAAAACUAUCAUAUUGAUGUAAUGGAAGAGAAACAAUUAACAUACGUAGUGUACUUUAAAAAAAGAGUAACUUUGGAUCCACACAGUCGCUUUGUAAGACAGUUGAUCGUUUGUUAUUAAUUAACAUUCUGAAAAAAUCAAUCAGAAAAUAUCAAUCGACUGUCUGAGAGCAUCUCUGCUUAUCCGAAGCCAUUCCUAUUGCUAUUCAAUAUAUUAUAUAACGAACUGUAUGAUGCCAUGGUAAUGCGCUGCAAAAAUGUGUCACGCAGUUUCUCAGGUGUCCUGUAUUAAACACAACAAAGUUGAACAGAAAUUAUUAUAUAUGAUGUUAAAAUAUGGAGGAUUUUAAACAGAGAUUAAAAAGAGAAAAUACACAGCAGGGAGCGGGGGUAAAGAAUAUUCAUAUAUUUUCAGUGUAAAUGAAGUAUGUGUAUAUACUUGUGGUAAAAUCACGUAUCUUAUAGCUUUAAUGACUCGCUGACGCCCAAGUGGAAGCAAUCCUCUUUGGUAGCGAUAUAUCGAGAUUUUCGAGGUCGCGAUCAACGACAUCCCGCGAUAGCAGGAAGCUGCAUAGAGAGCCAGUAAUUUAAUGUGUUCUGUUAACAAAGAUGAUAUGUUUCCACUCGAGGAAGAGCACGUAAAGGAGUAAUCGUUUGGAUGUUGAUUGUUAAAUGUUAGGAUAGCUAGAUACGACGUUAUGUCCUUUCCAAGCAACUACAUGUUGAGACUCGAGAGUCCUCUUCAUUGCGUAUGAUUUGCAUUUUGUCGUUUGACCGUUUUCCAUCCUCAUAUAUGUAUAAUUGGCAUUGCACAUUAUUACUGUUUCGUUGAAUUUCGAUUGUCAACAUGAAUCUCCCAUUUGUUAUGUAUUGUAUUACAAAAUGCUUGUUAAGUAAAAUAUACGAUUUGAUUUAACAUG
Ooceraea biroi (clonal raider ant) is the source of this 7114-nucleotide messenger RNA. Its product is annotated as Kv channel-interacting protein 4. Gene Ontology annotation, molecular function: calcium ion binding. The record is from RefSeq and is a predicted model, not a curated record. NCBI's taxonomy places the organism in Eukaryota, Metazoa, Arthropoda, Insecta, Hymenoptera, Formicidae.